CUAACGCUUCGUGUUGCUUCAUCUUUUAGCCCCACAACAUCACCCAGGGUCGUCCUCCUUCAGUGGGUAGCAAACAUGCUAAUGCUCCACGAACAGUCGCUCAUUUUUGGAUUUUAAAACAUGUAUUUGCUGACUAUACUGAUGUUUUACUUGAUAACACGGAUCAGCUCUACGUUGAGGUCCUCAUGAGGUGAUGCUGCAUGUGCUGCGCUGUCCUCUGCAGAGGGCUCCCAUCCCUCCGCAAUGGAGGUGUCUGCGAUCCCUCUACUCCACCGAGCCUCAGUCCCUUCAGGGCGAGGACUCCGCGGAGUGCCGCAUGAACCCCCUUAACAUUCAGAUGCUUUCGAGGAACCUCCACAAGCAGAUCUUCAGAGGCCUUGAACCGGAGUGCAGAGAGGAAGACGUGGAGCGCAGCAUCAGGCACCUGCUGAAACAUAAGCUGUGGGGGAAGGAAGCUUCCCUGCUGCCCGAUGUGAAGCUGAACCUGCCCAGGAUGUACGGCAAAAAUAUCGAUGAGCACUUUCGUGUAUUGGCCCAGAAGCAGAGUCUGCCCUACCUCCAGGCUGCGAACAAACUGCAGUUGGCUGAGCUCCCUCCCAUGCCGCAGGAGUGGAACUGGGAGGUCGGCUGGACACGUUACGGGCCUAACGGGCAGAGUCAGAAGGUGGAUUUCCCAGAGGAGACGGCCCUGGUGUUUGACGUGGAGGUGUGCAUGUCGGAGGGGAAAUGUCCCACACUGGCUGUUGCUGUGUCUCCCACUAACUGGUAUUCCUGGUGCAGUAAGCGUCUGAUUGAGGAGCGGUACACCUGGUCAAAUCAGCUGAACCUAUCUGACCUCAUACCACUGGAGACACCCAAGAACUCUCUCCGGCCGCCAGGCGGUCGCUGGAAGGAGAGGCUCAUAGUGGGCCAUAACGUCAGUUUUGACCGAUCCUUCAUUAAGGAGCAGUACUUGUUAAAGGGCUCUAAGAUGCGCUUCAUGGACACCAUGAGCCUUCACAUGGCCAUCUCCGGGCUGACUGGGUUUCAGCGCACGCUGUGGAUGGCCAAUAAGCUGGGUAAAAGAAGGGGUCUUCAGGAGGUCAAGGAGCACAUCAAGAAAACUGGAAAAAAAAAAGAUGGCCCAGCGAUUGGCUCCUGGGACUGGGUGAAUAUUGGCAGCAUUAAUAACCUGGCUGACGUCCACGCUCUGUACGUGGGAGGGCCGCCUCUGAAGAAGGAGACCAGAGAGACCUUUGUGAAGGGCAGCAUGAUGGAUGUCAGGAACAACUUCCAGGAGCUGAUGCAGUAUUGCGCCACAGAUGUCGAGGCCACACACCAAGUCUUCUCAGAACAGCUGCCACUUUUCAUGGAGAGGUGUCCUCAUCCAGUGACGCUCGCAGGAAUGCUGGAGAUGGGCGUGAGCUACCUUCCUGUCAAUCAGAACUGGGGCCGAUACCUGGAAGACUCUCAGGACAUUUACGAAGAGCUCCAGCGAGAGAUGAAGAAAUCUCUGAUGACACUAGCGGACGACGCCUGCCAGCUGCUGGAGGGAGACAGAUACAAAGAAGACCCCUGGCUGUGGGAUUUUGAGUGGGAUGUGCAGGAGUUCAAGCAGAAGAAAGUAGCAGUCAGCAAAAAGAAAAACUCCAAGAAAGAAGUGGAAGAAAAAGUCUCCACUCCUCUUCCAGACUUUGAUGAAGACCCAGGUCCUCCCUCUGAGGAGGAGAUGGAGGGCCCUUGCCCCAGCAGGCUGGCUGUGGAGAAGCUGAAGGAAACAGUUGAUCGUCUUCCUAAGAGAAGGCAACAUCUGCCCGGACACCCAGGGUGGUAUCGUAAGCUUUGUGAGAAGAUGUCUGCAGAGGACAACUGGUCACCUGGAGCCAGCCUGAUCAGCCUACAGAUGAGAGUGACUCCUAAACUGAUGGGUCUGACGUGGGAUGGUUUCCCCCUCCAUUACACAGAGAAACACGGGUGGGGAUACCUGGUACCCGGGCGCAGGGACAACCUGGUGUCUCAGGAGGAAAACACAGGGCCUGUGUGCCCACACAGAGCUAUUGAGAGUGUGUACUCGGAGUAUUGUGAGCAGAACAGCAAAGAGCAGCCUGAAUAUUCGGACAGCGACUCGGCAGAACUCGUGUGGACAGACAGCGAAGUGUGGAACAAGAUGGAGGAGUUUGGUUCCACGGAGAGUCUGUCAGAGGAAAAUGGAGUUAGAGUGGCGAAAAAUGGGACGAGGAAGAAAAACGGGUCCAAAGAUCCGUAUGACGUCUCAGCAGAAAGUCAGUGCCAUUAUCACCAUGGAAACGGCCCCUACAACGAUGUGGAUAUCCCAGGGUGCUGGUUUUUCAAAUUACCCCAUAAGGAUGGUAACGACAACAAUGUUGGCAGUCCUUUCUCAAAAGACUUCCUGUCAAAGAUGGAGGAUGGUACUCUCAGGGCAGGACGCAGUGGAACCAACGCGACGCGAGCUCUGGAGAUCAACAAAAUGAUAUCCUUCUGGAGGAAUGCCCAUAAACGUAUAAGCUCUCAGAUGGUGCUGCAGCUGCGAAAGGUAGAGCUUCCCCGUGUUGUCAGCAGACACGAAGAGUUUGAUGAAGAGGCCCAGUACGGUGCCAUACUCCCUCAGGUCAUCACCGCUGGCACGGUGACACGUCGGGCUGUGGAGCCAACAUGGCUGACUGCCAGUAACGCUCGGCGGGAUCGGGUAGGCAGUGAGCUGAAGGCCAUGGUGCAGGUGCCUCCUGGAUAUCACCUGGUGGGGGCAGAUGUAGACUCUCAGGAGUUGUGGAUCGCUGCUGUGCUUGGAGAGGCUCACUUCGCCGGCAUGCAUGGCUGUACAGCGUUUGGCUGGAUGACCCUUCAGGGGAAGAAGAGUCAAGGCACUGACCUGCACAGCCGCACUGCUGAUGCUGUGGGCAUCAGCCGAGAGCACGCCAAGGUGUUCAACUAUGGACGCAUCUAUGGUGCGGGACAGCCCUUUGCCGAAAGGCUGCUAAUGCAGUUCAACCAUCGCCUCGGUCAGGCAGAAGCUUCCAGUAAGGCCAAGCAGAUGUACGCCUUGACAAAGGGCAUACGCAGAUACCAUCUGACGGAGGAGGCUGAGUGGCUGGUCAGUGAACUGGGUAUACAGGUGGAGAGGGAGGAAGAUGGAAGUGUCUCUCUGCAGGAGUUGCGGAGGAUCACCAGACUGGCCUCGCAGAGCUAUCGGCGGAAAAGGUGGGAGAUGGUCAGCAAACGUGUGUGGGCCGGAGGUACGGAGUCGGGCAUGUUCAAUAAGCUCGAGAGCAUUGCUCAUUCAGCCCAGCCGGCCACUCCUGUUCUUGGAUGCAGGAUUAGCAGAGCGCUGGAGCCCAAGGCAGUUAAGGAUGAGUUUAUCACGAGCAGAGUGAACUGGGUGGUGCAGAGCUCUGCAGUGGACUACCUACACCUGAUCCUGGUGGCCAUGAAGUGGCUCUGUGAGGAGCACGACAUCGACGCCCGUUUCUGCAUCAGCAUCCACGACGAGGUGCGGUACCUCGUCUGCAGCACGGACCGCUACAGAGCAGCGCUGGCUCUCCAGAUCACAAACCUGCUGACGAGGAGUAUGUUCGCUCAUGCGUUGGGCAUGCAGGACCUUCCCCAGUCGGUCGCUUUCUUCAGUUCAGUUGACAUUGACCAGUGUCUGAGGAAGGAGGUCAACAUGGACUGUGUGACUCCCUCCAACCCCACAGGUCUGGAACGGAGAUACGGCCUGCCACCUGGUGAGGCUCUGGACAUUUACCAAAUCAUCAGCAUCACUAACGGCUCUCUGGAUAAAAGAAGUUCGGCAGCGGGAAAAACCUGAGAGAUGAGGAGUCUUUGCUCACUGCCUUCUCUUCUUCUGUUUGGGUUCUUGUGUCU
This is a messenger RNA of Acanthopagrus latus (yellowfin seabream), 3861 nucleotides long. It is a transcript of the gene polg, whose product is annotated as polymerase (DNA directed), gamma. Bases 194 to 3805 code for a protein of 1203 amino acids. Gene Ontology annotation, molecular function: 3'-5' exonuclease activity; DNA-directed DNA polymerase activity; DNA binding. The record is from RefSeq and is a predicted model, not a curated record. Lineage: Eukaryota; Metazoa; Chordata; Actinopteri; Spariformes; Sparidae. The transcript is spliced from 23 exons. Gene Ontology annotation, cellular component: gamma DNA polymerase complex; mitochondrion. Gene Ontology annotation, biological process: mitochondrial DNA replication.